AUCCCAGAUCCCAGCCAUAGAAAAUCCCAGAUCCCCCAAAUCGAAUCCCAAGGCAUAGAAAGCGAAUCUCAAAUCCCCCGACAAGAAUCCCAAAUCCCCAAUGACGAAUCUCAUAUCCAAAAAAUGAAGCAAAAAAAAAAAAACUCAGAUCCAGUCGAAUCCACGAAACCCUAAAUCAAAUAUAUGUAAUCCAACCCUAAAUCUACAAAUCUAGAAACGAAACCCUGAACCCUAAAUUUUGAAAUAGAUAAACGAAACCCAGAUCUCCACAAAUAAAAUCAACAAUAAGGAGAGGAGAAGACGCCAACCUGAACCAAAGCGUCCUCCUUGCAGUCGUCUUCUACCUCCCACUACCGGCGGCGGUGGCGUAUUCCUUCUUCAUCGGCGACGUCGUUGUCUUCUUUCUUCAAGGACGGCGAAAACCUUCCAAAAACUUCUUCCUCGUAGGGAUAGCUUCAACGUCGUCGUCGGCGUGGACUCAAACAAGUCGUCGCCGACCUUGCAUCCUUCGUCGCCGUCGCUCGGAAUUUUUGGUGGUGGUUUUCGGGAGAAGAAGAAACGGAGAGGGAGAGAACAAAAGAUUUUUUUUUUGGAGAGAGUGAGGAGAAUGAAAAACGCCGGUUGAGGGAGAGAGAAGAGGGAUUGGGUUUGAAAAUUUAUGGUUUUUUUUUAAUUGUGGGCCCACUUCUCCCAAAACACGGCUCGGCUUGGGCCUGCCGAGCUGGCCCUCUCUUCCCCCUCACACGAAGGCGCCGGUAAGCCCACUCCCUCCAAUCGUGGCUCGGCGACGUGGCCUAAUAUCCCACCGUGUUAGUAUCUACUAACCACUUAAAGGGUUAGCAGAAUAACACUAUUGCCGGCGACACUCAUUCUUUUCCCUUUCGGCGCAGGCAUGCGAUUUCCCUUCUACCUUUUUUUUCUCCCUUCGAUCGAACCCAAAAAGCAAACACAAAAAGGACCAGAAUACCCUCGAAAACCCCAAAUAUCAAACAUGCAAAUGAGGAAGAAGCCGAUCUUACCUCCGUCGCCGUCGCCAUUACCAUCAUCGGCAUCUAUCGAGGCUUUUGCUUCGCGGCCGUCAUUUUCAUUUUGUUCUUUCCCCUUUGCCGUUCCUCGAAAGGAGAAGAGAGGGAAAGCGGGUGGCGGGAGAUCGAAACAAAAGAGACAGAGGAAGAAGGAAGCGGAGGAAGAAGGAGCAGCGGCGGUUUGGCUUUGCCGCCGUCGAUCUCCGUCGUUUGGUGGAACAGAAAAGAGAAAGACGGAGAAUGAGGAGGAGGAGAAGGCGGCCGGAUUAGAGUGCUAGGGUUAGGGAUUUUGGGUCUUAAGAGAUGUUUAUAUAACCUGGUUUUUUAAAGUGACCAAGAUGCCCUCCAUCUUUCACAAAAAUCACCUACUGCUACCUUCCUUUUGCUGAAAAAGGAAGCAAAAAUUUAAUGUUUUUCAAAGGUUCGAAUCAUAAACCUUCCAGUCACAAUGUUUGUUGAUCGACAUUCUAAACCACUAGACUGGUCUCUCAACACUUGCACACUCAAUAAUCUCUUUGGAUUUUAACACUUUAACAUCUUUAAUACGUAAAAUUUAAACGUGAUCGAAUCUUUAGUUAAGGAUUAAUUUGAUUACUAAUAUACCCAAAGUGUAUCUUAUAUUCAAUCAUUGUGAGAUAAUUAAAUUUUUCUAUGUCAAAAUAUGUUUUUUAACAACUCUUAUAAAAAAUCAUGGUUAAU
This is a messenger RNA of Linum trigynum, 1724 nucleotides long. Lineage: Eukaryota; Viridiplantae; Streptophyta; Magnoliopsida; Malpighiales; Linaceae. The record is from the annotation of a GenBank genome assembly.